Dipodomys spectabilis (banner-tailed kangaroo rat) is the source of this 3123-nucleotide messenger RNA. RefSeq names its product gamma-aminobutyric acid type B receptor subunit 2 (gene Gabbr2). The record is from RefSeq and is a predicted model, not a curated record. The coding region runs from base 1 to 2835 and encodes 944 amino acids. Gene Ontology annotation, biological process: G protein-coupled receptor signaling pathway; gamma-aminobutyric acid signaling pathway. Lineage: Eukaryota; Metazoa; Chordata; Mammalia; Rodentia; Heteromyidae. Gene Ontology annotation, cellular component: membrane; G protein-coupled receptor heterodimeric complex. The transcript is spliced from 19 exons. Gene Ontology annotation, molecular function: G protein-coupled GABA receptor activity.
AUGGCUUCCCCGCGGAGCUCCGGGCAGCCCGGGCCGCCGCCGCCGCCGCCGCCGCCGCCGCCGCCGCCCGCGCGCCUGCUGCUGCUCCUGCUGCUGCCGCUGCUGCUGCCGCUGGCGCCCGGGGCCUGGGGCUGGGCGCGGGGCGCCCCCCGGCCGCCGCCCAGCAGCCCCCCGCUCUCCAUCAUGGGCCUCAUGCCGCUCACCAAGGAGGUGGCCAAGGGCAGCAUCGGGCGCGGCGUGCUUCCCGCCGUGGAACUGGCCAUCGAGCAGAUCCGCAACGAGUCGCUCCUGCGCCCCUACUUCCUCGACCUGCGGCUCUACGACACCGAGUGUGACAAUGCAAAAGGAUUGAAAGCCUUCUACGAUGCAAUAAAAUACGGGCCGAACCAUUUGAUGGUGUUUGGAGGCGUCUGUCCAUCUGUCACAUCCAUCAUCGCUGAGUCUCUCCAAGGCUGGAAUCUGGUGCAGCUCUCCUUUGCGGCUACCACACCUGUCCUAGCUGAUAAGAAAAAAUAUCCUUACUUCUUCCGGACCGUGCCGUCGGACAACGCGGUAAACCCUGCCAUUCUGAAACUGCUCAAACACUUCCACUGGAGGCGUGUAGGCACACUCACACAGGAUGUGCAGCGCUUCUCAGAGGUGAGGAAUGACCUGACUGGGGUUCUGUAUGGGGAGGACAUCGAGAUUUCAGACACCGAGAGCUUCUCCAAUGAUCCCUGCACCAGUGUCAAAAAGCUGAAGGGGAAUGAUGUCCGGAUCAUCCUGGGCCAGUUCGACCAGCACAUGGCAGCCAAGGUGUUCUGCUGUGCCUUCGAGGAGAGCAUGUAUGGUAGCAAGUACCAGUGGAUCAUCCCGGGCUGGUAUGAGCCCGCCUGGUGGGAGCAGGUGCACACAGAGGCCAACUCAUCCCGCUGUCUGCACAAGAACAUGCUGGCUGCCAUGGAGGGAUACAUCGGUGUGGACUUUGAGCCCCUCAGCUCCAAGCAGAACAAGACCAUCUCGGGGAAGACUCCACAGCAGUACGAGAGGGAAUACAACAACAAGCGCUCUGGCGUGGGGCCCAGCAAGUUCCAUGGGUACGCCUACGACGGCAUCUGGGUCAUCGCCAAGACCCUGCAGAGGGCUAUGGAGACGCUGCAUGCCAGCAGCCGCCACCAGCGCAUCCAGGACUUCAACUACACAGACCACAAGCUGGGCCAGAUCAUCCUCAACGCCAUGAACGAGACCAACUUCUUCGGGGUCACGGGUCAAGUUGUGUUCCGGAAUGGGGAGAGAAUGGGGACCAUUAAAUUUACUCAAUUUCAAGACAGCAGGGAGGUGAAAGUGGGCGAGUACAACGCUGUGGCUGACACACUGGAGAUCAUCAAUGACACCAUCAGGUUCCAAGGAUCCGAACCACCAAAGGAUAAGACCAUCAUCUUGGAGCAGCUGCGGAAGAUCUCCCUACCUCUCUAUAGUGUCCUCUCAGUCCUCACCAUCCUUGGCAUGAUCAUGGCCAGUGCUUUUCUCUUCUUCAACAUCAAGAACCGGAACCAGAAGCUCAUCAAGAUGUCAAGUCCCUACAUGAACAAUCUCAUCAUUCUUGGGGGCAUGUUAUCCUAUGCAUCUAUAUUUCUCUUUGGCCUCGAUGGAUCCUUUGUCUCAGAAAAGACUUUUGAAACACUUUGCACUGUCAGGACCUGGAUUCUCACUGUAGGCUACACAACUGCCUUUGGGGCGAUGUUUGCAAAGACGUGGAGGGUCCAUGCCAUCUUCAAAAAUGUGAAGAUGAAGAAGAAGAUCAUCAAAGACCAGAAGCUGCUGGUGAUUGUGGGGGGUAUGCUGCUCAUCGACCUGUGCAUCCUGAUCUGCUGGCAGGCCGUGGACCCCCUGCGGAGGACGGUGGAGAAGUACAGCAUGGAGCCGGACCCAGCAGGCCGGGACAUCUCCAUUCGCCCAUUGCUGGAACACUGUGAAAACACCCACAUGACCAUUUGGCUGGGCAUUGUCUAUGCCUACAAGGGACUCCUCAUGUUGUUCGGUUGUUUCUUAGCUUGGGAGACACGCAAUGUCAGCAUCCCCGCGCUCAAUGACAGCAAGUACAUAGGGAUGAGCGUGUACAACGUGGGGAUCAUGUGCAUCAUCGGGGCCGCCGUCUCCUUCCUCACCCGGGACCAGCCCAACGUGCAGUUCUGCAUUGUGGCCCUGGUUAUCAUCUUCUGCAGCACCAUCACCCUGUGUCUGGUGUUUGUGCCAAAGCUCAUCACUCUGAGGACAAACCCAGAUGCAGCCACGCAGAACAGGCGCUUCCAGUUCACCCACAACCAGAAGAAGGAAGACUCCAAAACAUCCACUUCAGUCACCAGCGUGAACCAGGCCAGCACAUCCCGCCUGGAGGGCCUGCAGUCAGAGAACCACCGCCUCCGGAUGAAGAUCACAGAGCUGGAUAAAGAUUUGGAGGAGGUCACCAUGCAGCUGCAGGACACCCCUGAGAAGACCACCUACAUCAAGCAGAAUCACUACCAGGAGCUCAAUGACAUCCUCAACCUGGGCAACUUCACCGAGAGCACAGAUGGAGGAAAGGGCAUUCUAAAAAAUCACCUCGAUCAGAAUCCUCAGCUACAGUGGAAUACAGCAGAACCUGCCCGGACAUGCAAAGACCCCAUUGAAGACAUAAACUCCCCAGAACACAUCCAGCGCCGGCUGUCCCUCCAGCUCCCCAUCCUCCACCACGCCUACCUCCCAUCCAUCGGAGGUGUGGAUGCCAGCUGCGUCAGCCCCUGUGUCAGCCCCACCGCCAGCCCCCGCCACAGACACGUGCCGCCCUCCUUCCGAGUCAUGGUCUCAGGCCUGUAAGAGGGUGGGAGGCCUGGGCCGGGGCCUCCCGGGUGACCGCACCACGCCGGGCACAGGCGUCUGCUACAGGCACCCUGUCAGCUCUGGCCGCAGAGAAGCUGGGCACCGUGGCUGCCUCCUGUGGACUGCUCGGCUGGCACUUGCGUGGACAGGACAGGGGGACAUGGCGCCUGACCGCGAGCCUUAUUUGUGAAGUUCUUAUUCUUUCACAAAGAAGAGGAAUGAAAAUGACUUCUUCCUUAAGUAAUGUCUGCAAUCAAGGAAGAGCUAUGAUAUUUGAAACUUGCA